GCGGCGGGCAGGCCCGGGGCGGGUCGGGGCGCGCGCGGAACCCGCGGGCGGCGUCGGCGUUUCCCGGCGGCCGCGGGGAGCGUUGAGGGAGCGCACAGGAAGGGCCGCGCGCUCGGGUCGGCGCGCCUGGCACAUCCCUCGGAGAAGAUGACUGUGUUCUUCAAAACGCUCCGAAACCACUGGAAGAAAACUACAGCGGGGGUCUGCCUGCUGGCUUGGGGGAGCCAUUGGCUCUAUGGAAAACACUGUGAUAACCUGCUGAGGAGAGCGGCCUGCCAGGAAGCUCAGGUGUUUGGCAACCAGCUCAUUCCUCCCAAUGCACAAGUGAAGAAAGCCACCGUCUUUCUCAACCCUGCAGCUUGCAAAGGCAAAGCCAGGUCCCUGUUUGAGAAAAAUGCCGCCCCAAUUUUGCACCUCUCCGGCAUGGAUGUGACCGUCGUCAAGACAGAUUAUGAGGGCCAAGCCAAGAAGCUUCUGGAACUGAUGGAGAGCACAGACAUGAUCAUCGUCGCGGGAGGUGACGGGACCCUGCAGGAGGUCAUUACUGGGCUUCUCCGACGAGCGGAUGAGGCCACCUUCAGUAAGAUCCCCAUCGGCUUCAUCCCACUGGGCCAAACCAGCAGCCUGAGUCAAACCCUCUUUGCUGAGAGCGGGAACAAAGUCCAACACAUCACGGAGGCCACACUCGCCAUUGUGAAGGGGGAGACGGUCCCGCUCGACGUGUUACAGAUCAAGGGUGAGAAGGAACAGCCUGUGUUUGCCGUGACCGGCCUGCGGUGGGGGUCCUUCAGAGAUGCUGGCGUCAAAGUUAGCAAGUACUGGUACCUCGGGCCUCUGAAAACCAAAGCCGCGCACUUUUUCAGCACGCUUAAGGAGUGGCCUCAGACACAUCAAGCCUCCAUCGCGUACACGGGACCCCGAGAACGACCCCCCAGCAGCGCCGAGGAGACCCCGACCCGGCCCUCUCUGUACCGGAGGAUCCUGCGGCGGCUGGCUGGCUACUGGGCCCCGCCCCAAGACGCCCUCUCCCAGGCGCCACGCCCCGAGGACUGGCAGGAGAUGCAGCUGUCCACCAUCGAGCUGUCCAUCACCACGUGCAACAGCCAGCUGGACCCCACGAGCAAAGAAGACUUCAUGAACAUCUACAUUGAGCCCGACAUGGUCAGCAAAGGAGACUUCAUAAUGCUGGGGAGCAAGAAGAUGCGAGAACCCACGCUGCGCCCCGAAGGCACCGAGUGUGUCCGCGCCAGCCGCUGCUCCCUGCGACUGCCCGAGGGCACGGCGGGCUCCUUCAGCAUCGACAGCGAGGAGUACGAGGCGAUGCCGGUGGAGGUACAGCUGCUCCCCCGGAAGCUGCGCUUCUUCUGGGACCCCCGCAAGCGCGAGCAGCUGCAGCCGCGCGCUGUCCCGGGAGCCUGAGACGCCCGCCCCCCGCGUAGUGCACCCAGGCGCCCCACCGCCCGCCGUGGGACCAAAGGGCGCCGGCUCCCAGGGUGGCCACAAGGACCCCAGCCCCGACUGCUGCAUGCUUCCCCAGGGGUCAGGGCAGCCUUGUCCCCACACACUGCAAGCACCGGGGUCGGUGGGCCCCCCUCCCUGCCCGGGUGCUGCGCGGUACCCCGCAGCCAAGGCUGGGGGAGGAGAAAACGCCCCUGCUGGGGGUCUUUGCGGGGUGGUGGUGGUGGUUGUUAAGUAAGUUUAAGUGUUGGAGUGCAUGAAGAGAAGAAGCCCACCGCCCUCCCACAGGACCCUCGGGGGCCCCCCCCUUCCCGCCUGUGCGCCCCAGAAGUAUUCGGGAAAAUCAUGUAUUCCUCACACACUUCUAAGUUGACGUCUCAAAUCUUUUAGGGGAAGUUAAAAAAGUUGCCAAAGUCUGUACUUGUCUGGUGUCGUGUAAAUAUUGAUAUUUUAAAAUAAAACCGUUAACAUCACUCUUUGAAACACAUCCGGCGUAAUUUAAAUACACAGCCAUUUGACACGCGUCAUCCAUUUACAGAAAUAAAUGAAUCCGUUCUUU
Molecule: messenger RNA, 2017 nt
Organism: Sorex fumeus (smoky shrew)
Lineage: Eukaryota; Metazoa; Chordata; Mammalia; Eulipotyphla; Soricidae
Gene: AGK
Product: acylglycerol kinase
Exons: 16
Coding region: 148-1419 (423 amino acids)
Biological process (GO): protein insertion into mitochondrial inner membrane; ceramide biosynthetic process
Cellular component (GO): TIM22 mitochondrial import inner membrane insertion complex; mitochondrion
Molecular function (GO): acylglycerol kinase activity; ATP-dependent diacylglycerol kinase activity; ceramide kinase activity
Source: RefSeq, a predicted model, not a curated record